Messenger RNA from Mercenaria mercenaria, 3658 nucleotides. RefSeq lists its product as uncharacterized. The record is from RefSeq and is a predicted model, not a curated record. The transcript is spliced from 6 exons. Lineage: Eukaryota; Metazoa; Mollusca; Bivalvia; Venerida; Veneridae. Bases 95 to 1255 code for a protein of 386 amino acids.
GGUCAAAAAUCAGGAAGUAAAUAUUUUCAAAUCGCAUUGUGUUGUAACAGGAAGUUUAGCUGGGAUUGCUGUUAACGGGAAUCUAAAGAAGAAAAUGCAAAGAUCUACACAGCAUAAUGACGAGAGAUUUACAGAAUACGAAAUAGCAAGAGUGAGGAGGCGAUAUAUGAUACUGUUCGUUGUCAAGUGUCUGCUGGGUGUUCUACUACUUAUACUUGGCGGUGUAGCUGUAAAAACUACAAAAGGACAGAAGGACACAUUUGGUCCUCCGUAUUUUCUUGGAGCCUUUAUAGGUGGAUCUGCAAUGAUCCUAGCAAGCCUGAUGGACGUUUUCAUGUACCUAAAAUUAACCUCCAACGUCUCAGCCAUACUGCAAAGUUUAUCACAAUAUGAUUGCAUUGACGUUUUCCUUACUGUUAUUACAAUUAUUGGCGGAUCUGUUGGCAUCUUCUUCGUGUCUGUAUUGGGUGUUCCGCAGUGUGACCCUUCAUAUUUCUUAAGCCACUGUAAUUAUACAGUCAACCAGUAUACAAAUCGUUGCCUUGCAAUAGGCAUCCUAACAUCUCUUCUAGUUAGUGAAAUAAUAGCAAUUGGAAGCAUCGUGAUGCACUAUCGUAGUUGUAAAGGUCUUAGUCCGUACAGUAUGCUGAAAGCUAGGAAGCGAAGAUUUGCUCUUCAUCAUAAUGUUUAUAUUGCUGGAGGGGCUGGAAAUGUUGCCAUGACAACAGUUCCUGGACCAAGACCUUAUGCUAUUGGUUUUAGAGCUAAACGUAACAGAGCAGGCAAACAGAUUAUAAUUGAUGGUAACGUUAUAGAUGGAGGCGGUUUUGCUGGAGCCAUUAUACACCCACCAAAUAAUAUUACUGUUGUACAUCCACCGGUCGGGUAUCCCCAGUUCCAGAGUGUAAACAACCAAAAUACGCAGUAUAGUCAUGAAUGUCAAGGCAGUUCCUUGGGAGCAUCUGUACAUCAAUUACAAGAACAAAACAGAUUACUAAGGGAGCAGAUUGUGCUACAACAACAACUUCAAUUAAUGCAGCGACAGGAGCGGCAACAACAAAGCGCAUUGUCACCGUCGCUCCCUCUGCAGCCUCCAAGUUAUGAAUCCUGCAUGCAAGACCCAGAACAGAUGCAGUUCCUACAAGAGCAAAAUGAAGAAUUACAAAAUAUAUAUCAGAGUCAACAAGAACAAAUAACGAAAAGGAUACCUUUUUCUAGUGACAGAAACACCACACCUUCAGCUCUGCCUAUGUGACACUUCAAGCAUUCAGCACGACCUGCCUGUAUGAAUGUGACACAUAACACGACCUGUAUGAAUGUUGCACAUUAAACGACCUGUAUGAAAGUGACACAUUAUGAGACAUGUAUGAAAGUGACAUAUUACGCGACCUGUGUAAAGCUUACUGUUAACGUUAAAGAGAGUCAGGACUUUAUCAGAAAGAUUUAAACAUGAUCUCAGAGUAGAAACAGGCAGGUAGUUCCUUAAUAAUACAAUCAAUACAUAUAAUGAUUUUGUGUUCAUUGUCAUAUAAAACUGCGGUAUAUAGAAAUGCAUUCUUUUACUAUACUAAUUUUCACAUUUAAAUUCCUCAAUAUGUCUGACCGUGAAGUUGUGUCCUGCAAUAUUUUUUGUUGGCAAUUUAUUUGUUCGUUUGCUGUUUUGUUAUCAUACCGACAUAUAUCAAGUGAUAACUGAUCAUAAAAACGUACAUUAUUUGCUGUUUUAGGCCCGAAACGUUGGAUGUAAACUGAUGCUGCGAAAAUUUUCAUUAAAGGCAAGCUCUUUCCCGGGCUGUGACACUCUCGUGUAACCCAUAUAAAAUAAUAUAAGAUAAUUAUUAGACACAUAUGUUAAUCUCUGCCGUACUUGAGUUAUGACCAACAAAACAUGUUGCUGGCUAUAUAAUUAUAAGUGGAGUGUAAAAAUUGUUUUAAAAUGUUGCUGCUUUUUAAACUGUAUACAAUAAUAAUAGCCGCUAUUCUAGAUAUCAUAAAGAACACAAAUUCUAUUUUAUCUGUUCCACCACGGCUUUGCGCCAUUUGAGCUAUGUUCAUUCAAAACAUUGAAGUAUUAAAAAAACACUAAUGGCUGCCUUCGAGGAUUUUCUAGGUUUCAUACCUAUUUUUAAAAUUGAAGCAAGUGAAAAGAACUAGCAAAAUGAUAAUAUGACAUCUUUUGAUGCUCAGCUUAAUGUUAAAGAAGUAUUAAAUGACUGUGUUAAAAACUUCUUUUAGCCUUGAUUAUGCUGGUCACGCUUGAUUCUACCUUUGCGACCAAUGCAGAUCAUAUUGAAAGAACGACAAGUUCAUUAUAAAUAAAAAUUUAGAAGGUUUACGGAUAAACAUUUUAAACAGAGACGGGGCAACUAUUAUGUCCUUUCCAUACAUUUUGUCACUUUUUCAAAUUUCACAAUAUCGGAAGGGGACAUCACCUACGAUACCCACUCCGGUUUCGUCCACGAUGUUUCUGCCUCUCGUGUCGUGGCGCGCCUACUUUGUCUUUGAAACAUCUGAUUCUGGAUUUUCUUAUUCUGCUAAAAAUAUUUUUAUAUUGACUUUCGGAGUUUUUACCAUAUGAUUUAGGACAUUUCUGCACAUUUAAUUGUAAAUCAAAGACUUCUAUCUGAUCACAUAGCUGGAUUUGGAUAACAUUAUUCGGGUCGCGGGUUCUGAUUUUUACAUCUGGAAAAUAUAUUUUCGUUGUCGUUAAACAGAAAAAAGAUGCAAAACCAAACAAAAAUUAGGAAAUUGGAAAGGCAUAUAAGUAUGUAUUGCAUUGUCUUUUGUAAAAACAGUCUUAGUGAAGUAUAGUAUUAUUAUUGCCAUCUUUAUAGAGUAGAUAAUUGUUGCAUAGAACAUUAUUAUCCUUGAUAUAUUUACUGCCGUCUUCUUUCUAAAUGUGACAUAUCUUGUAUUAUAUCAGAUUGAUGACAAAAAUUUAAGAUCUCACAGUUAGCAGUGUCUUUUCUUCUGGUGGAAGUACUUCGUAAUAGCCAUGACAACCCAUGUGUAGAAUCCGAUCCCGGUCUAAAAGCCCCAGUACGUAAUUGUGGCGUAACGCAAGAACAAACAAAUAAAAGUUCAUUUAACAAUUUUUAGCUCGACUAUGCGAGGUAUAAGGGGAGUAUCCUACUAACGCCGGGCCGGUAUCGGCGUCUUUCCACGUCCCCACCUUGGUUAAAGUACUGUGAAAUCAUUUAAUUUCGUCGGCACGAAAUUUCGUGGUUUUGCCCAAAACGGCUGUUUCGUGGGGACAUAAAUUCGUGGAUUUUCAAUUUUUGUAAAAAAAAAUGUAUAAUUUCCACAGGAAUAGAUCUACAAGUACUUCUGUCCUGACAUGUGCAACCUACACGUGUCAAACAGCGCUUCCAUGGUUACCGAAAUUGCAAUCUACGCCGCGGGAGAUUAGCGAGUGAUCAUGUGCCAAUUAACGACCGCGUUAUCUAUAAUUAUACGACCCCUAAUUUGCAAAACGUUUUAAAACUGUGAAAUAUUCAAUAAGAAAAGUCGGCGCCAAUUAAAAAGUGUCAAAACCGUAGCACCUUGCACAAUUAGCAUUCAUAAUCGAAACAAAUAUACAAGUUGAUCAUUGAUCAUUUGAUCGUGUUUUAAACAAGAACUAGUUAUUGUACUGCAAAUUAUAACAAACUGUUAUAGA